Bicyclus anynana (squinting bush brown) is the source of this 16038-nucleotide messenger RNA. RefSeq names its product cadherin-related tumor suppressor (gene ft). Gene Ontology annotation, molecular function: calcium ion binding. The record is from RefSeq and is a predicted model, not a curated record. Gene Ontology annotation, cellular component: plasma membrane. NCBI's taxonomy places the organism in Eukaryota, Metazoa, Arthropoda, Insecta, Lepidoptera, Nymphalidae. The transcript has 9 exons. Gene Ontology annotation, biological process: homophilic cell-cell adhesion. The coding region runs from base 418 to 15414 and encodes 4998 amino acids.
GGCGCCCGCCAGUGCCGUGCCGAGCGUGUCGCAACCCGCAUGCCGCUGCCGCUGCGCGAGCCGCACCAAGAAGUGAUAAAAACUUGACUGAAUAGUGUUAUUAAGCUGUGAUAUCGUAACUUACUCUAAAGUUUUAACAAUUUAUAUGAAAGUGUAUCCAGUUUUAGUUAAAUAAACCGAUACAGUGACUUGUGACUGGUGUAAAUAGUGAGUGUCACGUGUGUUUACGAAUGAAUGUGACGGCGUAGGCGCAACGGCGGGUCGCACUCUGUGAGAUAUUCGUGCUCGCGCAGGUCGUCGCGGCCAUGUUGCAUACCUGAAGCGAGCGAGCGCGCGACACUGCGCGAACGGGACACAGUAAGAGUUUCAGUUGCGGUAACUUUCGCUGGAGGAGAGCUGUGCAAUGUCAGCGACGUCAUGACCGGCAUGGGGCGGUGGCACGUGGUGUUGACCGCGCUGGCGCUGCUCACCGGCGCGGGCGCUGGCGCCGCCGCCGAACAGAUGCAGUCUCGCGCCGUGGACACCGGUGUCGACCUUCGCGUGCCUGAGGCCCAACCUAUCGGAACGUUCGUCGGAAAGAUUCCAAUUAAACCUGGCUUCACCUACCGUUUUAAUGAACCCCCAAAAGAGUUCUCCCUGGAUCCGGUCACCGGCGAGAUAAAAACUAAUGUGAUUCUGGACCGUGAAAGUGUGGAUCGUUAUGCGUUUGUCGUUUUAUCGAGUCAACCUACAUAUCCUAUCGAAGUUCGCCUUCGUGUGACGGAUGUCAAUGACAACUUUCCUGAGUUUCCUGAGCCGAUCAUAGCUGUUGCUUUUUCCGAAAGUGCGGCUGCAGGAACUAAGUUGUUAUUAGACGCUGCGACUGAUAUGGAUUUAGGCGAAAAUGGAAUAACUAACGAUUAUAGAAUCGUUGAUGGUGACAAUGAAGGAAAAUUUCGUUUAAAUGUGACUGUUAAUCCAAGCGGGCAAACAUCCUACUUACAUUUGGAAACUACGGGGAAGUUGGAUAGAGAAACAAAUGAUUUUUAUGUCUUAAACAUUUCAGCCCGGGAUGGUGGAAGUCCGCCGAAGUAUGGGUACCUUCAAGUAAACGUUUCUAUUUUAGAUGUAAAUGACAACCCGCCAAUAUUUGAUCAAAGUGAUUUUUCUGUAUCUCUAAACGAAAGUGUGCCACCUGGUACUACAGUUUUAAAAGUUACUGCAACAGAUAGUGAUUUGGGUGACAACAGUAAAAUUACUUAUGAAGUUACUGAUACUGAAAAACAAUUCGCUGUGGAUCCUGAAUCAGGAGUAAUUACUACUAUAAAAAAGUUAAAUUGUCCAAAGUAUUGCAGUAAUACGACAUGUAAUAUGACCUGUGUUUUGACUGUCAUAGCAAAAGACCACGGGGUACCACGACAAGAUGCACGAACGUAUGUCACAGUUAAUCUUAUUGAUGCAAAUGAUCACGACCCAGUUAUUACUUUUACUUAUGUACCACCGACGGCAAAUUUUGCCACAGUCGAUGAGAACGCCAAGAACGGUUCUUUAGUUGCUGCUAUAACUGUAACUGAUUUGGAUGCAGGAUUAAAUGGUAUUACUAGUGUAAGAAUUGUAUCUGGAAAUGAACUUUUUCAUUUUCGUCUAGAAAACUCUAGUAGUGUUUACAUUGUCCAUGUUAACGGUAUUUUAGAUAGGGAAGAAAUAAGUAAAUACAAUUUGACUGUUGUUGCUACUGAUCAAGGUGUUCCUCCGCGUACAGCCACCGCCUUCCUUGUGAUCCACGUAAAUGAUGUGAAUGAUCACGAACCUGUAUUCGAAAAAUCCGAGUAUUCAACAGUAUUAAGCGAAUUUGCUCCAUCGGGUACUUAUGUGGCUGGUAUUACAGCGUCUGAUGAAGAUUCGGGUGUUAAUGCUGAAAUUUUUUACGACUUUUAUGAUGGAAAUCAACAGCAAUGGUUUUCAAUAGAUCAUCUGACAGGCUUAGUAACAACAAAGUCUAUUUUAGAUAGAGAAAUUCAAGGAACUGUGGAAUUGAACGUAUCUGCCAGAGACGGUGGCCCUAACCCUAAAUGGGCAUAUACUCGACUUAAAGUAACAAUAUUAGAUGAAAAUGAUGAAGCACCAACUUUUCCACAAUCUCAGAUAAAUGCGACCUUGGCUGAAAAUAUAAAACCUAUAAAAGAAAUACUUAUACUAACUGCAUCCGAUUAUGACCAAGGAACGAAUGGUUCUGUUUCUUAUUAUUUGUCCUCAAAUGUUGAAAGAAAAUAUCCCAAUACUUUUAUAUUGGAUGCUAUUACUGGGCAGUUAAGUGCGGCUAUUGAAUUUGACAGAGAGAAAAUACCUAUGUAUGAGAUUCACGUAGUUGCUAAGGAUCAAGGGUAUCCACCUCAGUCUUCAACGGCUACAGUAUUUCUCAAAGUUCUGGAUGUCAAUGAUAAUGAUCCAAUGUUUUAUCCUAAAAGAUAUUUUAAAGCUAUAAGAGAAGACACAAAUCCCGGAUCAGCGAUAAUUCAAGUAAAUGCUCUGGACUUAGAUGAGGGAGAAAAUGCUAAGAUUGUGUACAAGCUUGAAAGUGGUGGAGAUGGAUAUUUUGAUAUAGAGCCUGCCACAGGGCGUAUCAUUUUACAAAAAGAUUUUCGUAAGGCUCCUAAAGCAUUGUACUCUUUAAGAGUAUCUUGCAAAGAUAAAGGAAACAAGAGAGCUAUGGACGAUGCUAUCGUUGAAAUAAUAAAGGCUUCUCAGCGUAAAAAUCUAGAGUUUGAAGGAUAUAAUGGCUAUAAUUUUAAAAUAGUGGAGGAUGAAGGAACGUUGAAAGCGCAGCUUGGACGAUUUGUAGGAAAAGUUAGUACUAGAAUAGUAAAUGACAUGAUUUCCUAUUAUAUAAUAGAAGGUGACCAAAAACAUGUAUUUAAAAUAGAUGAAAAAAGUGGAGUUAUUACAACGCAAUCAAAUAUUGACCGUGAAGAUAAAAUGACUUAUAAUCUUAAAAUUAUGGCUAAAAGCGGCCAAUCCUUUGGCUUCACGACGGUAAAUAUUUCAAUAUUAGAUAUAAAUGAUAAUUAUCCGGUUUUCAUAGAAGGAAGAGACGAAAUAUUUAUACCUGAAAAUAUGGCUGUUGGGCAAGAAGUUUAUUUUGCUAGAGCUACAGAUCGAGAUUCAGGUUCAAACCGGACAGUUUCAUAUAGUUUAAGCUAUAACAUUGAUAAUAGUUUUCGAAUAUCAGAAACAACAGGCGUAAUUUAUUUGAACAAAGCAAUAACAAGCGAGCCAGGCUCAGUAUUACAGAUCGAAGUUACUGCUGCGGAUAAUGGAAGACCAGUUCUUUCUACUAAACAUACAAUAUCAGCCAUAAUAAAAGAUGUUAAUGAUCACACGCCAGUAUUUGACCAUACUUCUUAUGAAACUUCACUUUUAGAAUCAACCGUUGUUAAUACGAGAUUUUUCGCUAUAUCGGCUUCAGAUGCAGAUUUAGGACUCAAUGGUAGAAUAUCAUACACAAUUACUGAAGGUAAUAUGGAUGGUAAAUUUGGUGUAUUCCCUGAUGGCUACCUUUAUGUAAGAAGUUCACUUGAUAGAGAAGAAAAAGAUUAUUAUUCACUAACAAUAAUUGCCUCUGAUCAUGGCAAACCUCCAAGAUCAUCACAAGUUCCAGUUGUGAUUCACGUUUUGGAUGAAAAUGACAAUAGUCCACAAUUUACUAAUACAACGUUUAUAUUCAAGAUUAAAGAAAAUGAACCAGCUGAUACAUUCGUGGGAAAACUAACAGCUUCAGAUAAAGAUAUAGGACGAAAUGCAGAGUUGACUUUUAGUUUACCAAUAGUUCAAAACGAAUUUAGGAUUGAUUCAAGAAACGGAUUUAUUAGAACACUAAAAACUUUUGACCGAGAAAGCUUAGCACAAACUACUGGACAAAAUUAUAUUACACUGACUGUUACAGUCAGUGAUAAUGGAAAAGUUAAGUUGUCUGAUUCCGUUCGUGUCACCAUAUAUAUUACAGACGUAAAUGAUAAUGCUCCAGUUUUUACCAGGACACCGUAUUCAGUGGAUGUUUCUGAAGGGGCUGUUGUAGGGGCUUCAAUUAUGAGGGUAUAUUCUACCGAUGCUGAUGAAGGCCUCAAUGGGGAUAUUUACUAUAAGCUUAUUGGAGGGGAUGAUCUUGGAAAGUUUAUGCUUGAUGAAGCUACCGGGCAGUUGUCUAUCAAUAAGCCAUUAGAUAGAGAGUCAGUAGAUCGUUACACGCUUACAAUUAUGGCGCAUGAUGCAGGAGUAGCUACUCGUCUUUCUUCUACAACAACAAUAAGGGUUGAUGUACUGGAUGAGAACGACAAUGCACCCGUCUUUACACAAACACAAAUGAAAGUUGCAGUUUUAGAAACAGAACCUGUGAAUAAAAAAAUUAUUCAGUUUCACGCAAAUGACGCAGAUUUAGGUAUCAACAAUGAAAUACAAUUUUCUAUUACAUCAGGCAAUCGGAAAGAAACAUUUUUUAUAGACAGCUACUCUGGAGAAUUGUUUCUUCAUAAGCGUUUGGAUUACGAAGAUUUGACUACAUAUGUUUUAAAUAUCACAGCAACAGAUAAUGGUAGUCCAAGUUUAUCUUCUAGCAUUUCAUUUAUUGUAAAUGUGAUCGAUGCAAAUGAUAAUGCACCUGUAUUUACUAACACUGCUAUAGUACGUCAAAUACGAGAAGGUAUUCCGACGCAUACUCCAAUAGUUACAGUAACAGCUGAAGAUCCAGACUCUGGUUUGAAUGGGAAAGUUUAUUAUUCAAUUACGCAUCAAGACCCCAAUGAUGGCAGAAGACAUUUUGCAAUAAAUAAUGUAACUGGAGUAAUUCAUACUUUAUUACCUAUCGAUAGAGAAAAAACCGAUACAUUUAGGAUAACUGUUGUUGCUUAUGAUAGAGCUGAACCAGUUUCUUUGAGACUUUCUGCCGAAAAGCUAGUAACAGUUAUUGUUGAAGAUAUAAAUGAUAAUGCUCCAGUAUUUGUAUCAAUGAAUGCGGCUGUGAUAAAUUCAGAAAGGUUAGGUAGAAGUUUGAAUCGUGGUAUCUUCAUUAUGAAUGUUUUGGCUCGUGAUAUGGAUUCUGGAACAAACGGUCUUGUUACUUACAAACUAAUACAUGGCGGCAAUGACAUGUUCGAUUUGCAUAGAAGUAAUGGGGCAUUGAAUUUGCGCUAUCGUCCCGCUACGCCCGAUGCAAGAUGGAAUCUCGUUAUCAAAGCUACAGAUGAAGCAGUGUUAAGUGAACAAAAAAGUACGGAAACUUAUCUAACUGUAAUCAUGGGUGGAACGGAAUUAGAGGGUAUAACAUGGACAAAUGUAGGGUCUAUUUCGGUAGCUGAGAAUGAACCAGCUGGAACUGCAGUGCUAAACAUGACUAAUAGCUAUAAAGGUGGAUUAGAAUAUUACAUAGUGAAUGUGACUGGUGAUAAUAAACAAGUGGAUAGAUUGUUCGAUAUAGAUUCAUCUUUAGGCAUUUUGUCUACAGCCGUGACUUUGGAUAGGGAAACCGGAAUCGAUCGUUACGAAGUAGAAAUCUGCGCCGUUUCUACGGGGACUCCGCUGCAAUCUACUACAACAAAGGUCGAAGUGGUUAUUCUGGAUAAGAACGAUAGUCCGCCUGAGUUCAAAAACAUACCACCAGCGUAUUUUGCAUCAGAAGAUUUGGCGCCUGGACAACUGAUUGCUACGAUAACCGCAGAAGACCCUGAUACUAUUGGAACAAUAACUUACAGCAUAGAAACAGAAGAACCGACGCCUUUUGUGCUGAAUGGACAAAGCGGUCAAUUAACACUGAAAGAGCCACUCGACAGAGAAACGAUCUCAGAAUAUCAGGUGGUAAUACGAGCCAACGAUGGAAUGCAGUUUACAGAUGCUACAAUCGUUAUUCAGGUCACUGACACCAACGACAAUCCACCGAUCUUCAAAGAGAACGCUUACUCCUUCGACAUACCAGAGAAUGCUGCGAGGGGUUCUAUAGUAGGCACCGUGGCAGCCAUUGACCUCGACUCCGGGCCCAACGCCCAGCUCACCUACACCGUCAUAUCGGACUGGGCUAACGAUGUCUUCUCACUCAACCCACAAACCGGCAUCUUUACAUUGACAGCGAGACUCGACUAUGAAGAGACGCAGCACUACAUACUGGUGGCGCAAGCGCAGGACAACGGGCAUCCAUCCUUGUCCGGAACUGUCACGGUGUACAUCAACGUCAUUGAUCUGAACGACAACGCGCCCAUCUUCGACCCCAUGAGUUUCUCUAACGAGAUUUUAGAAGACGUUCCCAUUGGCUCUUCAGUUGUCACAGUUAGCGCCACUGACAUGGAUGCAGGACUGAACGGGAAAUUAAUAUAUAGCAUAACGUCUGGAGAUGAUAACAAAGACUUUAUAAUGACGGCAAACGGCACAAUUUUGACUGGAAAAAUGUUAGAUAGAGAAACGCUGCCGAUUUAUAAUUUGAUCGUCACUGCUAGAGAUUUAGCUAAACCACCAGAACCACAAUUAUCAGCCACUGUGCAGGUUACAAUUCAAUUAAAAGAUGUCAACGAUAUGGCUCCAGAAUUUGUUUCUACCAAUAUGACUACAAUUUCUGAAAAUAUUCCUCUUAACACUGUUGUAAUGACAGUAAAAGCCAUUGAUAAAGAUGAAGGCCGAAACGGAUAUGUUGAGUAUUUUAUGUCACCCAAUCCAGAAACAAAUGGUUAUUUUACUUUGGGAAAUGUUGAUGGAAUUCUACGAGCAACUGGAAAAUUGGAUAGAGAACAAAAAUCAAAUUUUACUAUAACCGUUAGUGCAAAGGAUAGGGGAGACCCUCCUAAUGUGACCAAAACUAAAAUACACAUUAAAAUAUUAGAUGAAAAUGAUAACAGCCCCGUUUUCGAUCCAAAGCAAUACAGUGCUGCUGUUCCUGAAAAUGCUAGCAUUGGUGCUAGUGUACUACAAGUAUCUGCGACAGAUGUUGAUGAAGAUGCUAAUGGAAGAGUUAGAUAUUCAAUAGCUUCUGGAGAUGAAAAUCGAGAUUUUAGUAUUAGCGAAGAUACUGGUAUUGUAAGAGUUGCAAAAAACUUGAAUUUUGAAAGAAAAUCCCGUUACAUUUUAUCUGUAAGAGCAGAAGAUUGUGCCAAAGAUGAUGUCAGAUUCGAUACAGCUGAACUAUCCAUUUCAAUUCAAGAUAUAAAUGAUAAUCCACCGACCUUUUUGGACUCUCCAUAUCUUGCAUAUGUUAUGGAAAAUGUAAUACCACCUAAUGGUGGCUACAUAUUAACUGUUCACGCUUAUGAUGCAGAUUCUCCUCCAUUUAAUAACCAAGUUCGAUAUUUUAUUAAAGAAGGUGAUGCAGAUCUAUUUAAAAUUAACGCUUCAUCUGGGCAAAUUUCGUUAUUACGAACUUUAGACCGGGAAUCUCAAGAUGAAUAUACGCUUUCUCUCGUCGCAAUGGAUACAGGUUCUCCUCCAUUAACGGGAUCUGGAACUGUGAAAAUUAUAGUUCAAGACGUGAAUGAUAAUAGUCCGGACUUCCAACGACAAAGUUACAAAACUACAGUUAAAGAAAACCUACCAAUUGAAACAUUUAUAUUGCAUGCCAAAGCUAUAGAUAAAGAUAUCGGAAAUAACGCAAAAAUAAAGUACAGUCUUCUUGGAGAUAAAUCAGAGAGAUUUCAAAUAGAUCCAGAAACAGGUAUAAUUUUAACGAAUGCUACUUUAGAUAGAGAAGAAUGGGAUAAAUAUUAUUUAAUAAUUAUGGCUCAAGACUCUUCAACUACAGAUCCACGAACUGUUACUGCUAACCUUACUAUAAUAGUAGAAGAUGAAAAUGAUAAUUCGCCGAUGUUUCCGCAAACCGUUUAUGAAGUUUAUAUUUCAGAACGUACUAUUCCAGACGAUUUUAUUUUUGGUGUGAAGGCCACGGACAACGACGUCGGACUUAAUAAAAAAAUAUUUUAUGAUUUAAAAGGUGAACAUCAAAAUCUGUUUACUAUAAAUAGAGAUACAGGAGUGAUCAAAGCAAAAGAAAAUUUAGUAAAAUAUAAAGACAAGCACAAGUCUAUAUUUAACUUAAUUAUAUUAGCCACUGACGGAGGGAUACUUCCAAGACAAAGUUCUGCUGAGCUAAUUCUUAUUCCGAAGUCAGGAAAGAACUUUCCGAAAUUUACAGUUAACAACAAACUCACUUUUACCUUUUCUGAAGAUACACCUGAAGGAGUUUUAGUAACCAGAUUAUCUGCAACCUCCCCAAAAAAUGGGCCGACAGGGUUAUUACAAUAUUCAGUCGCAGGAGGUAAUGUUGGUGAUGCAUUGAGAGUUGAACCUAUGACUGGUGAAAUUUUCAUUACUGGAAAAGGUCUAGAUUAUGAAACUAUGCCUCUUUAUGAAGUUUGGUUUGAAGUUAAAGAUUCUGAUAAUCCACCUCUAAAAUCUUUUAUUGAAAUUGAAAUCAAAGUAACUGAUGCAAAUGACAAUGCACCUAUAAUUGAAAGUGCUUUGUAUAACGCAACUGUGCCAGAAGAAGAAUCUCCACCCCAAAUGGUUAUAAAAAUUGAAGCCCAUGAUGAUGAUUCUAAUGAAAAUGGAAGAAUUUAUUUUAGACUCAUCGACGACUAUGAAGAAACAUUUGUAAUUGAUUCUGAAAGUGGAGAAAUAUUUACUAAUAUUGCUUUAGACAGGGAAUCAAUCCCAUUUUAUGAAAUUGUAGUACAAGCAGUCGAUCAUGGAGUACCUCAACUAGCAGGAACAUCAACAGUACUUGUAUCAGUUUUAGAUAAAAAUGAUAAUCCUCCAAGGUUUACUCGACUUUUUAGUGUAAAUGUAACCGAAAAUGCUGAAAUCGGAUCAUUUGUCAUAAGAGUAACUAGUUCUGACUUAGAUAUUGGUGCCAAUGCUAAUGCCACAUACAGUUUUGUUGAAAAUCCUGGUGAAAAAUUUAUUAUUGAUCCUAUAAGUGGUAAUGUUACAGUAGCUAGAUCGUUAGAUCGAGAACUACAGGAUGAAUAUGUUUUAAAAGUGGCUGCGAUUGAUGGGGCCUGGCGUUCUGAAACUCCUUUGACAAUAACUAUACAGGAUCAAAAUGAUAAUGCACCUGAAUUUGAAUACUCCUAUUAUAGUUUUAAUUUUCCUGAAUUACAAAACAAAAACAGCUUUGUUGGUCAAGUUAUCGCAACUGACAAAGAUAAACAAGGUCCUAAUUCUAUUAUUUCAUAUUCUUUACAACAGACAUCAGACCUAUUUACUAUUGAUCCUGCUACUGGUGAAAUAUUAAGCAAGUUUAAAAUGAAUUAUAAGAGAACAUCCGUUAACACAUCACCAGAAAACACGUAUUCUGUGAUUGUAGUCGCAACCGACAAUGGUAAACCACCAAUGUCUUCGGAAUGUCUUGUGACUAUAAAUGUCGUAGAUGCAAAUAACAACAAACCAAAAUUUAAAGAUCACGAGAAGUUAGUGCCUGUACCGCAAGAUGCUACACUUGGUGAAAAAAUUAUAAAACUGAUAGCCGAGGAUGCAUUUGACUUUGGUAUUAAUGCUCAAGUAGAAUACAUGGUUUCUGGAGGUAAUGGGACGACAUACUUUUCCAUUGAUAAAGUCACUGGUUGGAUUGUCGUAAGUAAGCAAUUUUAUUACACAGGACAAUACUAUGAAUUGAAAAUUAAAGCAAUUGAUCGUGGCGUUCCACCACAAAUGGAUGAAACCAGAAUAACAUUUGUAGUCACAGGGGAAAAUAUUUAUAGUCCUAGAUUUACUGCUUUGAGCUACCAAGUUAUAGUUCCAGAAAAUGAACCAGUGGGUUCAUCUAUACUUUCAUUGAAUGCUUUUGAUGAAGACGAGGGACCUAAUGGUAUAGUAAGAUAUGCAAUAAGUUCUGGCAAUGAAGAUAAAGAAUUUCAAGUCGAUUCUAUAUCAGGUACAAUAAGUAUAUCACGGCCACUAGAUUACGAUGAAACCCAAGAAUAUCGUUUAAAUAUAACUGCGAAAGAUCUAGGGUUUAAACCAAAAGAAGCUACUGCAACUGUAACCAUCAUAUUAACAGACAUUAACGAUAAUGCUCCACUUUUUAAUCAAUCAAAAUAUAUUGCUUAUUUACCUGAGAAUUUGCCAAUUAAUAGUUUUAUAUUUAAAGUUCAAGCAAUUGACAUCGACUCUCCUAAAAAUUCCAUUGUUAAAUAUCAUAUAAAUAAUGAAAUGACAACCCUUUUUUAUAUUGAUGAGAAUACGGGAAAAAUUUUCUCUAAGGAAAUAUUUGACUACGAAGAAAAGUCAGUAUAUCGGUUAGAAGUAUUAGCUGAAAAUCCAGAUUCAGUAAUGAGAAGUACUACUGAAGUCAUUAUUCAUAUUACUGGAGUAAAUGAAUACUAUCCGAAGUUUAUUCAACCCGUUUUUCAUUUUGAUGUCUCUGAAUCUGCUGACGUUGGAGCUCACGUUGGUGUAAUACAAGCUACAGACCAAGAUAGCGGUGAUGAUGGGAUAAUAUACUAUUUCUUUGUUGGUUCGAGUAAUGAUAAGGGUUUCGGAAUAAACUCACAAACGGGAGUAAUUAGAGUUGCUAGAUAUUUGGACAGAGAGACACAAAACAGGGUUGUUUUGACAGUUUUAGCUAAAAACUCAGGUGGCAUACAUGGCAAUGAUACUGAUGAAGCUCAAGUUAUUAUAUCAAUUCAAGAUGGUAAUGAUCCACCAGAAUUUUUACGACAUUAUUAUGAAGCAACAAUAUCAGAAGGAGCAAAUGUUGGCCAAAAAGUUAUUCAAGUAAAAGCCGUUGACAAAGAUGUAAGGCCACAAAACAAUCAGUUUAGUUUUUCAAUUAUAGAUGGCAACACCAACCAGAAUUUCAAAAUUGAUCCUCAAAAUGGUGAAAUUGAAGUGGCGCGUGUUCUAGAUCGAGAAACUAUCUCAACAUAUUCAUUAAUAAUAGGGGCUAUUGAUACAGGAACACCCCCACAGACGGGUACAACAACAGUUAAAAUAACUUUGACUGAUAUAAACGAUAAUGGUCCAGUUUUUGACGUAAAUAAUUUUGAUGGAUCUGUUUAUGAAAAUGAACCACCAAACACUAGUAUUACUACUCUUUCCGCUAAAGAUCCUGAUUUGCCACCGAAUGGGGCUCCAUUUUCGUAUACUAUUAUAGGUGGUAAACAUCAAAGCUAUGUUAAAGUUCAAAAACAUACUGGUAUUUUAUUAACUACCAAAAAAAUCGAUAGAGAGAUCACACCAUAUUUAGACGUCGUAAUCCAAAUUGAAGAUAGCGGUACCCCAGUAAUGCAGUCCAAUUAUACGAUUAAAAUAAAUAUAUUGGACAGAAAUGAUAACCCACCAAGUCCAAGAUCAGCUCAUGUUAUGGUACAUGCAUUCAAUGGUAAAAUACCUCCUGGAAAAAUAGCGGAUGUUAAACCUAAUGACCCCGACGUAGUGGGGGACUAUAAAUGCAAAAUUGUUAAAGAUUCUACAUCUGAAAACUCAUUAUCAUUGUUUAGUAUUAAAAAAGGAUGUGACCUUUAUACAAACUCUGUUAGACCAGGUCAAGGUUAUUCAUUUUCAGUAUCAGGUAAUGAUGGAAUUCAUAAAGAUGUUAUAUCGUCUAUAAGUGUUGAAUAUUUUUCUUUUAACAAUAAUACUGUGGAACAAUCUGUAACCAUAAGAAUUAUGAAUAUGACAUCAUCUGAUUUUCUAACAAAUUAUUAUAGAAUUGUAUUAGAAAUAAUUAAAAAUGGACUAAAGAAUAUGGAAAGUAUAUAUUUAUAUAGUAUAAAUGAAGAAAAAGAAAACAUUGAUUUAACUAUAGCAAUUAAGGAACAUAAUUCUUUUUUGAAAAAAGAUAAAAGUGAGAAGCAUUUGAAAACUAAAGAAUCUGAAAUUCGAAAAGUUUUGAAGAGACAAGUUGUCAUUCCAUAUUAUCCCUGUUCUACUCAUAAAUGUCAAAACGAAGGUAUAUGUACAGAUGCCAUAAAUGUAAUGGAAGUGACGAAAAUUACUGAAAGUUCUACUUUAAUACUUACUUCUCCUCUAGUACGUCACGAUUACGUUUGUCAUUGUAGUGAUAGAUUUAUGGGUAGCAACUGCGAAAAACGACAAGAUCCUUGUUCACCCAACCCUUGUCAAUUUGGAGGACAAUGUCGCAAGCAAGGACAUGAUUUCAUAUGCACUUGCCCUUUAAGACGAGAAGGCAAAACAUGCGAAUUAGAAAGAGAUGACGUUUGUAGUAGCAACCCAUGUAAAAACGGUGGCUCUUGUAAAGAAAGUACAGAUAGAAAUUCAUUCUUCUGCUUGUGCCGUCCUGGUUACCGAGGUAAUCAAUGUGAGGCUCUUGUAGACUCUUGCAGACCUAAUCCAUGUAUGUAUGGAGGAAUUUGUAUUAGUCUUAAACCUGGAUAUAGAUGCAGCUGUACAAAUGGUCGUUAUGGUACUCAUUGUGAAAGUUCGACGUUUGGAUUUAAUGAAUUAUCCUAUAUACAGUUUCCUGCUCUAGAUGCAUCAACAAAUGAUAUCACAAUAAUAUUUGCGACGACUAAAUCAGAUGCAUUGUUGUUGUACAAUUAUGGUGCCCAAACUGGUGGCCGAUCUGAUUUCAUUGCAAUAGAAAUACUUAGUGGAAAACCCGUUUUCUCGUUCGGAGGUGCAAGAACUUCAAUAACAUCUGUUGCUCUAAUGGAUACUGAUAAAAAUUUGUCUGACGGGAAAUGGUACAAACUAACAGCAACUAGAAAUGGACGAGUAAUAUCACUAAGUAUUGCAACUUGUACUGAUCACGGUGACAUUUGUACAGAAUGUGAACCUGGCGAUAGUUCGUGCUAUGGGGACGACACUGGUCAAGCAGGAACACUGAAUUUCAACAACGAACCUCUUCUUAUUGGUGGCUUGCAUAAAGCAGAUCCUGUAUUAGAACGUCCAGGACAAAUCCACUCCGACGACUUCGUUGGUUGUAUGCAUAGCAUUACCAUAAAUGGUCGAGUACUGAAUUUAACGAAGCCAUUACAAGCACGUGGAGUUGAACCUAACUGUGAACGAAAAGAAACGGGGCCAUGUUAUAAAGAAGAUAUUUGUGGAAUGGGCGAAUGCGUUGAUACGUGGCGAACACACUAUUGCAAAUGCGAUAACAAUAUGAUUUCACCUGACUGCUUACAUUCUUUGCAAAGUAUUUCAAUUGGUGAAAAUGGUUUCAUAUCAUACGUGAUAUCGGAAAAACAUAGAAGAAUGCAAUUACUUGAAACAUUUUAUGGGGGUAAUACAAUAUGGGGAAAGAAAGUUGGUAAAAAUGCUGGUAAGAAUAGCUUGAAAGUAAAUAACCCUGCAAAGUAUUUAUCAUUUUUCUUUAAAACUCACAGAAAAGAUGGCGUGCUCUUUUACGCUGCUACUGAAAAAUAUUAUACUCUGAUAGAACUAUUAGGAGGUAAAGUAUGUUAUACAUCAAAACAAAAUACAAUUGUAAACAUGAGCCAUACUGAACAGCCCGAUGUAUCAGAUGGAAAUUGGCACAAUGUUACCCUAUUGUCUCAUGGUAGAAGUAUAAGAUUAAUUGUAGAUGAUAAAAAUAUUGGUGAGGAGCUAGACGCUGCUGGUGUUCAUGACUUUUUGGAUCCAUACUUAACUACCUUAUCACUGGGAGGUACAAAAGCCGACUGGGUAUCAGCAUUUAAUAAAUUUGAAGGUUGUCUAGCUAAUUUUACAAUUAAUAAUGAAGUCCAACCAUUUAGUGGAAAUGGCAGCAUUUUUAAAGAAGUUAUCAAAACUGGAAAAAUUAUUGUUGGAUGUCAUAAUUCAUUUGGCAUUGGAUUGACCCAAAGUCCAGAUCCAUUGAGUAUUGGAUUAACACUUGUGAUAGUAUUUUUCAUUAUAUUAAUAGUGGCUAUAUUUGCCUCGUUCAUAGUUUUUCGUCUUCGCAAGCAAAAGAAAGAAAAAGGAAGUGUACCAGUAGGUAAAAGUAGUGUUGUUCAUACAAAGCAAAAUGGUGGUCCUGCUAUGCUGAAUGCACCAAAUCUUAUAGCAGGCACGAAUGAUAGUCUUAUGAAUAGAAAUAUUCACGGUAAUGAAACUAGUCUAAAUAACUAUAUGUCUGAAAACGCAGAUAUUAUGCGUAACGUUGGUCAUAUUGUUGGACCAGAGCUAUUAUCAAAAAAGUAUAAAGAUCGCGAGAUAAUGAAUUUGGAUGCUCCUCGACCACAGCGACCUGAUAUCAUAGAACGUGAAGUUGUUGGUAAAAGCCCUGCUCUCAGAGACGAUCACCAUCCACCACCACCUCUUUCUUCAAAUAAUUCACAUCAUAAUCAUGAUCAUCCUAGCGGAAUGGAUAUUAAUUCUGAAAUACCAGAACACUAUGAUCUUGAGAACGCAAGUUCUAUCGCACCAUCUGAUAUAGAUAUAGUUUACCAUUAUAAAGGUUUCCGUGAAGCUGCUGGUGUUAGAAAAUAUAAGGCGACACCACCACCAAUUGCAGGUUAUCAUCAUAAGCACCAAACUCCACAACACAGACAUUCACCACAUCAUCCUAGUGGAUACCCACCUAGAGUACUGUCUCAAAGUUCACAACCACCUCCACAACCUAGGCAACAUCAGACAACUCCUCUUGCUCGAUUAUCACCUAGCAGUGAACUAAGUCAGCAACCAAGAAUAUUGACUCUUCAUGAUAUAUCUGGCAAACCACUUCAAAGUGCAUUAUUGGCAACGACUUCAAGUUCAGGGGGAGUUGGUAAAGAUGCUUUGCACAGCAAUAGUGAACGAAGUUUAAAUAGCCCAGUAAUGUCCCAACUAAGUGGACAAAGCUCUUCUGCUGGUAGGAAAACUCCUAGUGCUACAGCCCAAGUUCCUCAAGUAGUUUCAGUAGGCACCGGUGCAGUUGGCCUUACAGCUGAAGAAAUCGAAAGAAUGAAUGCUAGACAACGAACUUCAAGCCUAGUAUCUACACUUGAUGCUGUGUCUAGCUCUAGCGAAGCACCACGCGGAGGAGGCGUUGGUCAUCAUAUAAUGUCACACAGACAUCAUUCCCAACCUGUAGAUAAUAGAAGCUCCACUGGCUCAGAUGAUGAAAGUGGAAACGAUAGCUUUACUUGUUCUGAAAUAGAAUAUGAUAAUAAUAGCAUAAGUGCUGAUAAACCAGAUGACGUAAGAAGGCCGAAUGUAAAUAACGGUAACAAUAGUAAAAAGCCUAUCUUACCACCUCCAUACGAAAGUUUCGAUUCUUCGUUUAGAGGAUCUUUGAGUACGUUGGUUGCAUCAGACGAUGACUUAGCCCCACACGUAGGUUCGGCACUUUAUAGACAGACAAAUGGAUCACCAGCACCAGCAACUCUCGGUUGGGACUACUUACUGAAUUGGGGUCCUAACUUUGAAAGUAUGAUUGGCGUUUUCAAAGACAUUGCUGAGUUGCCAGACUCAGUAAAUGGUCGGAUGUCUUCUUCAUUAAGACUGCCAAAUGGAACACCUAAGCCAUCCGAAGAAUAUGUAUGAAUCUAUAGCAAUCAAUUAGGCUCAUUUACACAAUGUACAUAUAUGUUAUGGUUUUAAAUAUAAGUAGGUUUACAAAUUACUGUUGUACAAAUUUGUUGGGAUCUUGUAUCAAGGUCUUUUAGGUUCAUUUUUCUUGCCAUAUCUUGUUGAAAUGUAAUUAAAUCUAUGUUUAUGAUCUAAUUUUUGAUGAACCUCAUUGUAAAUGUCAAGUAGUUUAUAAUAAAAAUGAUGUACAUAUAUUUUAUAGACAUUUAGAAUAUUUUUUGUAUAAAUAAUGCAUUGAGAAAGACUUAUUUUUCGAAAUUAUACUAUGAACUAAAUUAAAAGUAAAUUUGGAACUGUUUGAAUGACUGUAUUAUAAGAAUCAUGAAAAAUAGGGCACAAAAUUAAAGAAAAUUAAGGAUGAAACGAAUUAUAUAUUAUCAUUCAAAAGCUUUAAAUGUAGUUUUACAUUUACGAUUAUGUAUACACAGAGCUCUAUUGUAUUGUAGGUGCUUUAAUGCAGUUUUGUAUGAGCCAUAUUAAUUAGUGAAUAACGUGCCAAAUGCGUCUUCUCAUCAAACGAAAUGACUGAUUUACUUAUACUUACUGAAACUUUUGUGAAUAAUAAAAUCAAUGAAAUUA